CGCACGACUAAACUUGCUAGGUAAACACAAUGAAAGCUGACCUGAACCCACCGAAGCCCAUCCGCGGGUGGCUCACCCGUGACUGUUCUGCCGCGCCGCGACCCAACCCGUGGAAGGUCGUCUUUGCGCGUGAAGAACUCGGCCUCAACUACGAGGUCAAAUCCUUCCGCUUCGACGACGUCAAGAACAAGCUCUUCACCGACAUCAACCCUAACGGGCGCGUGCCCGCCAUCGAGGACCCCAACACAGGCCUGACGCUGUGGGAGUCAGGCGCCAUCUACCAGUACAUCGUCGACGUCUACCAGUACAUCGUCGACGUCUACGACACCGACAAGCGCCUCACACACGCCGCCCUCAACGACCGCCACCUGUGCAACCAGUGGCUACACUUCCAGACGAGCGGCCAGGGCCCCCACUUCGGCCAGGCCGGCUGGUUCCGCCACCUGCACCCGAUCCAGGUCCCGCCGGCCAUUGAGCGCUACGCCAAAGAGGUCCGGCGCGUGCUGGCGUCCUGGACGGCCUGGCUGAUCGGCGGCAAGAUGACGUUUGCCGACAUGGCCUUUGUGCCGUGGAAUUUUCGCCUGAGCGAGGUGCUGAUGCAGUCGUGGGACGAGGUCUGGGCAGGCCUGCCGCAUGUGCGGGCGUGGCACGAGCGCAUGAGACGUGCGGUGUUGAUGGACGAGCAGGGCCUGCAGUGGAAUGGUGUGCCCAAGGAGAUUGAGACGUUUACUGAGUACGAGGAGAAGAUUGCUCGAGGCGAGAAGACCACGGCCGAGUAG
Molecule: messenger RNA, 779 nt
Organism: Parathielavia appendiculata
Lineage: Eukaryota; Fungi; Ascomycota; Sordariomycetes; Sordariales; Chaetomiaceae
Product: glutathione S-transferase
Exons: 5
Coding region: 30-779 (249 amino acids)
Source: RefSeq, a predicted model, not a curated record